AUGGACGCCGCCGCCCACUCCAUGGUCCAUCAUGUGGCCCGUCACAUCCAGGAACACACCUCAGACACUGUCGAGGUCCCUCAUUGGGGCUACGCCAGCCGAGUUGUUCCCUGCACCAACGAUGCCGGAUCGUGCGAAUAUCUCGACGUGGUGUACUCGUCCCACGAUGUCGGCAUGGUGUACAUGGGCAUCUUGUGGCUGACAAUUCUCGGCGUCAUCUUUGGCUGGGCCAUUCUGCGCCACGUAUCUCGCCCAACGGCAACAUUCCCCUCCGAAGCCAUCGCCAAGGUUGUCGAUCAGAGUGACGAAGAGCAAGGCCAGAGCCAAACCCGGCAACGGUCGUCUGCUGGUGGCCUGUCCAGGGUCCUUCGCUCUGCUGGAGCCCUCGCCAGACGCCACCUCCUUCCUGAUUCCAUACACGCAAUUUUCGGGCGCACGUCGCGGUUCCAGGUCGUUGCUCUUGCGGCGUUUACGGCCUACCUGACCAUCUGGACGUUUGUCGGGAUCACGUACAAGACGUGGAUGACGCCCGUCUCGGGCUCGCCCGGCCUCUACAACCAGCGCAGUAGCCUGGGUCCUUGGUCUGACCGCCUGGGCGUCAUUGCCUAUGCCUUGACGCCCCUCUCUAUCAUCCUCGUCAACCGCGAGUCUAUGCUGUCGGUGCUUCUAGGCGUGCCGUAUCAGAGCUUCAACUUUCUCCACCGCUGGGUCGGCUACCUCAUCUUUGUCCAAAGCGGGCUGCAUACGAUUGGAUGGUGCAUCAUCGAGCUGAACUUCUACCAACCCCAGCCCCGCGUCGGCAUUGAGUGGGUGUCCCAAGGCUAUAUGAUCUGGGGCAUCGUCGCCAUGUUCCUUCUCACGGUUCUGUUCCUUCUCAGCACACCUUGGGGUAUCCGUCUUACGGGCUACGAGGCCUUCCGCAAGAUGCACUACGUCCUAGCCAUGGUCUACAUGGCUGCCUGUUACUGCCACUGGAGUAAACUGAGGUGUUUCAUCAUCCCGGGAUUUGUCUUUUGGGGCUUGGACCGCGUCGGCCGCCUGGCCCGUUCUUUCUUGCUGCACUACACCCACAUUCCUUCCGGCGGUAUGGCUUUCCGCCCAGCCCAGGCAGCCAUAUCCGUCUUCCCGGACGAGGAGCACGGCCACAUUGUCCGUCUCGAUAUUGAGAAUGACCAGGACGCGUGGACCAUUGGCCAGCACUUUUACUUGACUUUCACCGAGUCCAGCAUCUGGCAGUCGCACCCCUUCACACCCAUCAACGCACCCAUUGUUCGCAACGGCAAGGUUCACCACACCUACAUCAUGCGCGCCAAAGGCGGCGAGACCAAGAAGCUGGCUGAUCUGGCAAUGACCAAGGUUGCCGGCCUUUCUACCGGCGAGAAGGAUGCAUCGUCAGAGGGCGGUGAUGGUGCUAUUGCCACAACGCCAGUCAUCUUCACGGGGCCCUAUGGCGAGAAGAGCAUGUCAGGUGUCACCCCCACGACCAACAUCAUGUGCAUCGCUGGUGGCACCGGUAUCGCCUAUGUGCUCCCUGUUCUACUGGAGCUUGCCCGGCAGCCCUUGUCUCCGACGCGCCGUGUCGAGCUGAUAUGGGCUGUUCGUCAUGCUAAUGAUGCCGCGUGGGUGCAAUCAGAACUUGACGAACUACGUCGCAUCCAGAACGACCUCAACCUCAAGAUCCGCCUGUAUGCGACGCGCGACGCCUCGGCUAGCUCAUCCUCGUCGGCUGCGGGAGACAUCUCCAACACGGAUGACAGCGACAGUGAAAGAAAAAUUGGCAAGACGGCAGACUCCAAAAACGUGAACGUGACUUCAUCGUCGUCAUCCGUUGCCGAUUCGAGUAGUCCCAAUCCCGGCUGCGGCUGCGGCGACGGAAACCCCCUACCGGUGCGUAAGACGGGAAACCCCAAUGCCGAUGACGACGUCAGGCAUCCCGAUCUGGAUAGACUAGUCCGUGGCUUUGUCGAGUCUACGGCCGACGGUCCGACGACUGUCUUUGCCAGUGGGCCUGGUAGCAUGAUUACUAGUCUUCGGUCCAUUGUUGCCUCGUGCAACUCACCCUCCAUGGUCUGGGCCGGAAAGGAGCGGGGAAGUGUACGCCUCAUGUGCGAUGAUCGCCUGGAGUGGUGA
This is a messenger RNA of Geosmithia morbida, 2130 nucleotides long. RefSeq names its product Ferric reductase NAD binding domain. The transcript has a single exon. The record is from RefSeq and is a predicted model, not a curated record. Gene Ontology annotation, biological process: copper ion import; iron ion transport; intracellular iron ion homeostasis. Bases 1 to 2130 code for a protein of 709 amino acids. Gene Ontology annotation, cellular component: plasma membrane. NCBI's taxonomy places the organism in Eukaryota, Fungi, Ascomycota, Sordariomycetes, Hypocreales, Bionectriaceae. Gene Ontology annotation, molecular function: ferric-chelate reductase activity.